ACCCCUUUUUCCCAUGAUACCGCAAACGAGAGGAGGGGUUCCUAUGCUGAAUCUUGUGCUGGGGAUGGGGGAGACCCAUGGGGAUGGUAGAACGCCUGGGCAAGGUUUGCACUGUGGUUGGGCCUCCACCAACUCCACUGAUGGAGAGGGGACCAUAUCUCAUCAGGGUUAGCAUGACCGAGGUGGAGCCGGUGCUGGACUUCGCAUCCUCAGGGAGGACUGGACGCCGCAAUGCCCUACCUGACAUCCUGGGCUCACCGGCAGGCGUCAGCCCCUCUGACCUGCCCCUCAAACUGGCCGAGAUGUCCCUGAGUGCAGGCAGCUCCCAGGAGAUGCAGUCACCAUCUGCAGAAGUUCCCCCACCGCAGCCCCAAAGCCCGGAGCUGAAGGACACGUCCUAACCCUGCUGGGGGACUGAGCAGUAGGGUGAGGACGCUGCGGAACAUCCGCAUCGCUGCCCUUGUGCCAUGCAGCGAGAGCAUCGCCUGCAGGAGAGGAGCCACGUGGGGACCUGUGGGGACAAAGGGACACUUCAUUCCCACGCAGGGCAAGGAUGGGGACGUUCACCCCACAGGAGGACACUUUUCUUCCAGAAGCGAGCAGCUGGGGGGGGCUAUGCCAUGAGCAGCCCGGGGGGUCUGAGUGUUGUUCACUGUGAUGUUUUGGGUACCACGUCCGUGUCCUGUCCUUUUUCCAGUGGG
Phasianus colchicus (ring-necked pheasant) is the source of this 701-nucleotide messenger RNA. Its product is annotated as cAMP-dependent protein kinase inhibitor beta-like. Gene Ontology annotation, molecular function: cAMP-dependent protein kinase inhibitor activity. Gene Ontology annotation, biological process: negative regulation of protein kinase activity. NCBI's taxonomy places the organism in Eukaryota, Metazoa, Chordata, Aves, Galliformes, Phasianidae. The record is from RefSeq and is a predicted model, not a curated record.